AUGUUUUCCAUUAAUUUGGUAACAUUAGACAGUUAUCAAUCAACCCCAUUACCAGAAUUGGAUGUUACAUUUUCUAAUUUUCGUGGGAAUGAAAUUAGACAAGUCCCAGUUAUUAGAAUAUUUGGAUCUACUCUUUCUGGAAUAAAAACAUGUUUGCAUAUACAUGGAGUAUUUCCAUACAUGUAUGUACCAUGUACAAUAGAUCAUAAUAUUGAUAGUUUUAUGUACAAAUUAGCAGCAGCAAUAGAUUCUGCAAUAAAUGUAUCUUUGGGAUCUGCAACCUCUAAUAAUCAACAUGUUUAUAAAAUUCAAAAAGUUUCUGGAAUACCUCUUUAUGGAUAUCAUGAGAAGGAACAUUUGUUUUUUAAAAUUUACUUAUAUAAUCCAGCAAUGAUUAAACGAGCAGCUGAGUUAUUACAAAAUGGUACAAUACUAGGUCAAAGUUUACAACCUCAUGAGGCACAUAUUCCUUUUAUUUUGCAAUUUAUGAUAGACUAUAAUCUGUAUGGUAUGAGUCCAAUAACUUUAAAAAAUAUUAAAUUUAGACAAUGCAUAUAUACAGAAUCCAAAGAAAAUGUGCAAACAGAGAGUCCAUUAAAUUUAUUUGAUUCACAAAAGUAUCUUCCUGCAUCUGUUGUUAGACAAAGUACCUGUAAAUUAGAAGUAGAUGCACAAGCAUCUGAAAUACUUAAUAAACAAGAAAUCCAAAAUGGCUUGGACCUAAAUCCUGGCAUUGCAGCCAUUUGGAAUGAAGAAAAUCAUCGAAGAGAAGCAAAAGGUUUAGAAAAUGUUGAGUCACAAUUAUUGUAUACAAAUACUAAUGAUAGAACAUGUAGUCCAACAGAGAAUGAUAUUUAUCAAGAAACAAAAUUGAUAAAAAGAUUAGCAUCUCUUUCUCAGAUCAGUGAAAAUGUAACACCAGUAACAUCAAAGACACUUACUUAUCCUCUUGAAGUAGAAAAUGAGGAUAAUUCAUUUAGUGCUUCACAUGUCUUAAACCAUUUUAAACCAUCACUAUUAAAUAAAGAAAGUAAGAAUGAAUUAUUGCAACUUGAUAAAUCUAUGUUAAAAGAAAGUUUACCUCAAAAUGAAAUCAUAGACAGCAGUAUUUUUGACUCAGAAGAUAUGCAUUUAGUGGAAAUUCUGGCUGCUUUAGCAAAAGAAAAUGAGGAAGAAAUAAUUGUAGAUAAUGAUAGCAUGCUGGGUUCUCAGUUUUCUACAUUUAGUACUCAAAUUAAAGAAGACAAUGAAGAUGAUGAAAUUGAAGAUUUAAAUAUUACAAGUUUGGAUUUGAAUACUUUUAGUUCGUGGAAUUCAGUUACUAAUGCUGCUAGUCAAUCAAGAAUAUCUGAAAUUGAAAAUAAAAAAUCUGAAGAUGAUAAAGAAAAAAAUUACACACUUGAACAUAAUGUUGAAGAUUUUUCUUUAAUAGAUGUUCCUCAGUAUGAUGGUCCAAGUGAUUUUAUCUUAAAAAAUGAAAAACAAUUAUCAAAAUUUACUAGAAGUAAAAUAGAUAAGAAAAAGAAAACAUGUAACAGAUUAGAGUUAUCUACUCUACAUUUAUUUAAUGACAAAACUACAAUAUCAACUCUAUUGCAAUUUAUAAACAUUCAAAUAAAUGUUAAUCUUUUGCAAAAUAUGUUAAUAGAAUUCAUAAGGCAAUCUAUUAUAUUUGAUGGUAAAUUACCUAAAUAUUUUAAAUUCUGUCCAAAACAAAAUCAUGUAUUUAAGAGUAAACAAAAAAAAUCAAUGCAUAUAACUAAACAAGAGCUGUCACAUUAUAAGAAUAAAAAUAUAUAUAAAUUAGAUCAUCAAGAUUUAGAUGUUUAUGAUGUAGCUGAGGUUGAACAUUCAUUAACAUUAAGUGAUCAUAAAAAUUUAAGCUAUUCAGUUACUGAAAACAGUACUAAUCUAAUUGGUUGUGCUAAGUCACAUGUUACGAUUAAUAACGUUUUAAGCAAAUUAAACGUACCAUCAUUUGAUGGUAAUACUGUUGAUAGCUCUAGUGACUCUGAGUUGGAUUCAGAUAUUUCGAUUAACAGAGAAGAGAAACGGAUUUGUAUUUACAAGUCAUGUACUAAAUCUAAGAGUGAAGAAAAUGUUGUUAAUAUUUCAUUAAAAAAGCGAAAACUUGAAUUUGAAGAAUCUAAUUUGCAAUCUCCUCAUAAACGACAUAAUACUAAUGUAGUUUCUUUACAAGACAAAUCACAUCAUACACCAACGAAAGUAAAAACCCCACAAAGUCCGCGUUGUUUAUCAAAAAAAUAUUCUCCACUUAAUGUAAAAAUAAUAUCCCCAAAACCGGAUAGAGAUACUGAAAAUAAUGGAUUUUGUAACUCAAAAUCUACUUAUGCUACUCCAAAACGGAACAGUCAACAAUUGAGAAUGAAUUUAUUUCGUGAAAAGAUAAGUCAAGCUACAAAUAUUGAUGAAACUUUUCUUCAUAACAAGCACAGUGAUAAAACAAACACAUGUAAGAAGUUUGUGGAUUCAGGAAAAGAAGACUAUGGAAUGUUAGAAACGAAUAUUAAAACUCAAAAAGAAGUCCGUAAAAGAUUAAAUUUUGUAAAUACUUAUGCAGAAGAAAUUAAGUCUGUAAAUGAUAGUACAGUUGAAUGUCAUUUUGAAAACCUAUCUUUAACAGAGGAAACAAUAAAUGACUCAUGCGAAAAUAAUGAUUCUGCUAGCAAUUCGAUUCAUUCUAAACAUUGCAUAAAAAUAUGCACAAGAAAAGAUGAUAAAAUUAAUUGCGAACUUAAUUUACCGAGUACAUCGAAAAAUAAUUUAGAUCUGUAUAUGGACAGUGUUCUGAAUAAGACACCACUAAUAAGUGAUAAAGAUGUAAAUACAGAAGAGGAAGACACAUGUAAUAUGACAUAUACACAAUACCUUAGUAAAAAAUUAGAAUCUGAAUUAGGUACUCCAAAUGUCGUAUUAUUACAAAAUACAACUGAUAUUACCAAAAGAAAAUUAAUUACUAUUACUACUAAAUUUAAUCCACCAAAGAGAGAAAGGAUUAGAAAUUCCAUGCAGACAUAUGAUAUUUCACAAUCAAAAUUUAUAGUACCAUACUUCAGUAAUAAAGUUGAUCUGAUAAAAGAAAGAGAAAAUUCAAACAAAAACAAUAUCAAUGAUGUAGUUUAUUUUAAAUGUAGUUUAGAUAGAGUUACUAGUAUCAAACUUUGGCGUCGAGUAAAAAUAAACGAAUUUUAUCCUUCUGGGUUAAGUAUAAAAUCUUGUAGCAUAAAAAGAGUUUUAGCUGGAUACAAUGCAUUGGUAAUUCAUCCUCUCAUUCAUCCACCAACACUGAGAAAUAUUAAAACAUGGUUACAAGCCAAAAAAUACUUAUUACAAAAAGAUAAUAAACCUGAAAAAGCAAAUGAUAAUAUUGAUAUUGAGAGAGAUGCAAAGAAAAGUGACGUAUUUAAUGAAACAUCCAUUGAUAAUCAAUAUAUAUUGCAACUUUCACAAUGUUCCAACAAUUCACAGUAUUCAAACGGAUCUAGUAGCAGUUUUAAUCCUUCUUUAAGAAAAAUGCUUGAAAAUCCAUUAUUAUAUAAAAAUAAUGAUACCCAGCAACAUAUAGGCAUUUCAUAUGGACAAAUUGAAUAUAGUCUAAAAGGACAUAGUGGUAAUGUUGAAAAUGAAAAUCUUCAAAAUGCUAGGAGUUUAACUGUAGAUCAAUAUCUAACAUUAUUGUCAGUAGAAGUACACGUUAUUACGCGUGAUAAAUUUCUUCCUGAUCCAAAACAAGAUUCAAUUGGAGCAAUAUUUUAUGCUGUUUGCAAUAAUACUCCUUUAUCUUCAAAAGUUGAACAAAUAGAACAUGGUGCUAUUGUUGUAAAUUCAUUUAUGCAAAAUUCAAAAAUGAAGAACAUAUAUUCGACAAGUACAAUAUGUUCUAUAUCAUAUGUAUCAAGUGAAAAGGACUUACUAAAUAGCCUUGCAAUAUUAAUUAGACAUUGUGAUCCAGAUAUUUUAGUUGGUUGGGAGAUAGAAUUUCUUUCAUGGGGUUAUAUCUUUCAUAGGGCUUCCCAUAUUGGUUUGAAUAGUUUUACAUGGCAAAUUUCAAGAAUUUCGAAUGUUACUCCAACAUUUAAAGGACAGACAUCUGACAAAGAUAAUUUUAGUGAUACAAAAAUACCAGGUCGUAUUAUUCUUGAUGUUUGGAGAAUAAUGCGACACGAAGUUGCAUUAUUAAAUUACACAUUUGAAAAUGUCAUGUACAAUGUUAUGCGUGAAAGAAUAUCGUGCCCUAUCUUUCAAGUUUUAACUGAGUGGUGGAAUCAUAAAAAUAUAACAAUACAAUGGAGAAUUAUUACCCAUUAUAUGAUAAGGGUAGUGGGUACAUUGAGGAUAUUAGUACAUUUUGAUAUUAUUGGGCGAACAUGUGAACAUGCACGACUUUUUGGAAUACAAUUUUACGAAGUUUUCUCUAGAGGCUCUCAAUUUCGAGUUGAGUCAAUGAUGUUGAGACUUGCAAAACCCUUAAAUUAUAUUCCUAUUUCACCAUCUAUACAACAAAGAGCAAAAAUGCGUGCACCCGAAGUUCUACAACUUAUUAUGGAACCGCAAUCUGUAUUUUAUACUGAUCCAUUAAUUGUCCUUGAUUUUCAAAGUUUAUAUCCAAGCAUUAUUAUUGCUUAUAACUAUUGCUUUUCCACAUGUUUAGGUCGUGUAGAACAUAUUGGCCAUUAUGAACCAUAUGAGUUCGGUACAGCAACAUUAAAAGUAAGAAAAAAUACUGCUCAGAAAUUAUUGGGUAAAAUAAAUUUUGCACCUUGCGGUGUAGCUUUUGUAAAACCCGAAGUACGAAUAGGAAUAUUGCCACGUCUGCUUACAGAAAUUUUGAAUACACGCUUAAUGGUAAAGGAAUCCAUGAAACUUCAUGGAAAUGAAAAUCAUGCGUUACGACGUGUUCUUCAUUCACAGCAACUUGGUCUCAAAUUAAUUGCAAAUGUUACAUAUGGUUAUACAGCUGCUAAUUUUAGUGGUAGAAUGCCUUGUAUUGAAGUAGGAGAUAGUGUUGUUAGUAAAGGAAGAGAAACUUUGGAACGAGCAAUUAAAAUAGUGGAAUCUACACCUAAGUGGGGAGCUCAAGUUGUUUAUGGAGAUACAGAUUCAUUAUUUAUUCUUUUACGUGGAAAAUCAAGGAAAGAAGCUUUUGAAAUUGGAACUGAAAUUGCUGAUACUGUUACUGCAGCUAAUCCUCCUCCUGUAAAGCUUAAAUUUGAAAAAGUUUUGCAGCCAAUACUUCUUUCUAUUUAGACGAAAAAGAGAUACUGUGGUUAUAUGUAUGAGUCUCCUGAGCAAGAGGAACCUGAAUAUUUAGCAAAGGGUAUUGAAACUGUUCGUAGAGAUGGUUGUCCAGCUGUAGCUAAGAUACUCGAAAAAACAUUGAAAAUUUUGUUUGAUACUAAGGAUAUGUCCUUGUUAAAGCUGUAUAUCACUAGACAGUUUGAUAAAAUUUUACGCAAAAAAAUAUCAAUUCAAGACUUAACAUUUGCAAAAGAAUUUCGUGGUUUGCAUGGUUACAAAACUAGCGCCUGUGUACCUGCAUUGGAAUUAACACGAAGAUUAAUACGAAAAGAUCCUCGGGCAAUACCUCGUACUGGUGAACGAGUACGAUAUGUUAUAGUAGCUGGUGCUCCAAAUCAACCAUUAAUUCAAUGUGUACGAACUCCAAUGGAAGUGAUUUUAGAUGAAAGCCUAAAUCCAAAUUCAAUAUAUUAUAUAACAAAAGUUAUUAUACCACCUCUUAAUCGAUGUUUAAAUUUAAUUGGCAUUGAUGUCAAUACAUGGUAUAGAGAAAUGACUCACCGUCAAACGCCCGAUAAAGUUGUUAAUUUGUAUACAGACAAUCAAAAAUUAACUAUUCCACAAUUUUUUAGUACUGUGAUAUGUGCUGCUUGUGCAGAUCAAACACAAAAAGAUAUUUGUACGAAUUGUAUAGCAAAACCAAAUCAAACAAUUACUAUUUUAUAUGAAAAAAUAAGGUGGUUAGAACGCACUCAUCAUGAGCUUGUAAUGAUAUGCCAAUCUUGUACUGGUUAUUUAGAUGAACCAAAAUGUGAAUCUUUAGAUUGUCCAGUUUUAUAUCGUUUAAUGCAAGCUCGCAGGGAUCUGGUUCAAAUACCUUAUUUAAAUGAUAUUAUUCAUAAUAGUGAUACUUUUUGUAUGGAAAGAAGAAAUAUACGAUAG
Habropoda laboriosa is the source of this 6201-nucleotide messenger RNA. It is a transcript of the gene DNApol-zeta, whose product is annotated as DNA polymerase zeta catalytic subunit. Gene Ontology annotation, molecular function: DNA-directed DNA polymerase activity; nucleotide binding; DNA binding. The record is from RefSeq and is a predicted model, not a curated record. Lineage: Eukaryota; Metazoa; Arthropoda; Insecta; Hymenoptera; Apidae. Gene Ontology annotation, cellular component: nucleus; zeta DNA polymerase complex. Gene Ontology annotation, biological process: error-prone translesion synthesis; double-strand break repair via homologous recombination.